UAUAUAUAUUUGGCCACGCAAACCCUAACCGUCAACACAAUUUUGCCCAGCGGCCGUCUCCAGGAGAGAGGUUUUUCGGGGUCGCACACAAUUUCGCCGAAUGGGUCGAGUCAUCCGAGCUCAACGUAAGGGUGCUGGUUCUGUCUUCAAGGCCCACACCCACCACCGCAAGGGUCCGGCGCGUUUCCGCAGCCUCGACUUCGGUGAACGAAAUGGUUACCUUAAAGGUGUCGUCACCGAUGUCAUCCAUGAUCCGGGCCGUGGCGCUCCGUUAGCCCGUGUCGUCUUCCGUCACCCUUUCCGUUACAAGAAGCAGAAGGAACUGUUCGUCGCCGCCGAGGGUAUGUACACCGGACAGUUCGUGUACUGUGGUAAGAAGGCUACUCUUAUGGUCGGAAAUGUAUUGCCUCUUAGAUCUAUCCCUGAAGGAGCUGUCGUUUGUAACGUCGAGCAUCAUGUCGGUGAUCGUGGGGUUUUCGCUCGGGCUUCGGGUGAUUAUGCUAUUGUUAUUAGUCACAAUCCUGAUAAUGACACCACCAGGAUCAAGCUUCCAUCUGGUGCCAAGAAGAUUGUUCCAAGUGGCUGUCGUGCCAUGAUUGGCCAGGUUGCUGGAGGUGGUAGGACUGAGAAGCCUCUUCUUAAGGCUGGUAAUGCUUACCACAAGUUUAAGGUGAAGAGGAACUGCUGGCCUAAGGUCCGUGGUGUGGCUAUGAACCCAGUCGAGCAUCCCCACGGAGGUGGUAACCAUCAACACAUUGGUCAUGCUAGUACUGUUAGGCGUGAUGCUCCUCCUGGGCAAAAGGUUGGUCUUAUUGCUGCAAGGAGGACUGGUAGGCUCAGAGGACAAGCAGCAGCUACUGCUGCUAAGGCUGAUAAGGCUUAAGCAUAGGAUAUGACUUGUUGUUUUAGUUCUUUUGGCCUUUAUAUUUACAUUCAAGAGUAUUAAGCACAUUUAUGCUAGAAAUUUUGUUUGAAUUUUUAGAUUAUGUCUCUGUUUGGAGUUCUUGAGGGAUGUUUAUGUAUUCAAAUUGGAUUUCACUCAAAUGUUUGUGAUCUUGUUCUAUCUGUAGCUUUACACGCCGAUUUCCAUAAUAGUCGGAUUGGAACUUAGCUGGGUGGCUAGGGUGUUGGGGAAUCUGUCCUGUAACUCUCCACGAAGUAAGGCAGACAUGGCUGGCAAUGACAUAUUAGGAGAGUAGAGAAUGUUUCUCAUUAGCCAAUUAUCUGUUUCUGUGGUUGAUUUGUUAUUUGCGUGGUAGCUGAUCUUGACUGGCCAUUACCCAAAGCAUAACCUGAUAAAUCUGCUACAUCAAAGAACUCAAGGUUAAAGAAUAAACAAAAGUAUACAUUAAAUC
Durio zibethinus is the source of this 1355-nucleotide messenger RNA. Its product is annotated as large ribosomal subunit protein uL2-like. Gene Ontology annotation, biological process: cytoplasmic translation. Lineage: Eukaryota; Viridiplantae; Streptophyta; Magnoliopsida; Malvales; Malvaceae. The record is from RefSeq and is a predicted model, not a curated record. Gene Ontology annotation, molecular function: structural constituent of ribosome; RNA binding. Gene Ontology annotation, cellular component: cytosolic large ribosomal subunit; ribosome.